Gymnogyps californianus (California condor) is the source of this 1346-nucleotide messenger RNA. RefSeq names its product centrosomal protein 43 (gene CEP43). NCBI's taxonomy places the organism in Eukaryota, Metazoa, Chordata, Aves, Accipitriformes, Cathartidae. Gene Ontology annotation, molecular function: protein binding. The transcript is spliced from 14 exons. Gene Ontology annotation, biological process: microtubule anchoring. Bases 63 to 1214 code for a protein of 383 amino acids. The record is from RefSeq and is a predicted model, not a curated record. Gene Ontology annotation, cellular component: centrosome.
GCGAAUCUGCCGGGCUCGUCCUACCGCUAGCGCAGUUUGGGCGGUUGUCAGGGAGAAACAAGAUGGCGGCCGCAGCGACGGAGGAGGACACAGAGCUGCGGGACCUGCUGGUGCAGACACUGGAGAGCAGUGGGGUGCUCAAUAAGAUUAAGGCAGAGUUGCGAGCAGCUGUUUUUUUGGCAUUAGAAGAACAAGAGAAAGUAGAGAACAAAGCACCUCUGGUAAAUGAAAGCUUGAAAAGUUUUUUAGAUACAAAAGAUGGUCGCUUGGUAGCAGGUCUUGUUGCAGAAUUUCUGCGGUUUUUCAAUCUUGAUUUUACAUUGGCUGUUUUUCAGCCUGAAUCAAGCAUGCUAAAUGGCCUUGAUGGUCGAGAAAACUUAGCUCGAGAUUUGGGAAUUAUAGAAGCAGAAGGUACUGUGGGUGGUCCGCUGUUAUUGGAGGUUGUUAGAAAAUGUCAGCAGAAAAAGAUUUCAGGCAGUGGAGAAGUAAUUCUAAGUGAUAGCCUGUGCCCCACAUCAAAAUCAUCUGAUGGAAGAUCAAGUACACAUGCUAUACCAAAUAAGCUUCCCUUUUACUCCAGUCAGGGUAAGAAUCAAUCUGUCGGUAGGGCUGCUGAAACCACUCAAAGUGAUACAAGUGUCUCUUCGGGGGAAGCAAGCAAAAGAAGCAUUCAUUUUCUGCCUAAUGAAACAAAACUAGAUCCUCAACUAGAAAACAAAGACUUAAAUACCAAAGAAAAAAGUGAUCCAGGUGUGGAUGAAGAUGAUGUAGAGGGAGAUUCAUUUUUUGAUGAUCCUAUACCCAAACCAGAAAGAACUUAUGGCUGGAAAACUGAAGCUAAUAAAGCAGGAGGUCUAGCAUCCCUUUCUGAUGCACCGCCUCUAAAAAGUGGGUUAAGCUCCCUGACUGGUGCACCUUCGCUAAAGGAGUCUGAUAAUUUGAAUAGAAACUCUGUUUUGAAAGACCUGCGAUUGGUGAAUGCAAAACUGGGAUCACUAGAAUUAGGAAAUGGAGAUGACGAUGAGUAUGCUGAUGACUUCAACAGUACUAGUCAUCGCUCAGAAAAAAGUGAUAUCAGUAUUGGUGAAGAAAUAGAUGAAAUUUCUGUGGAAACAGAAGAGUCAAAUGCCAGUGAUAAACUUGAAGGCAUCACGCAAGACCUUACCAUUUCUCAGUUAAGUGAUGUUGCAGAUUAUCUAGAAGACGUGGCAUAGAAUUGGACAGCAAAAAUGUUUCAUUGUGCUGGACUAGAAGACUGCUGUGGACUGUUAAUUUCAGACAAUCACUUUUUGCUGGAAUGUCCACUCCCUAUUUGUGCCUUGUGUUUCAAAAAGACUAUAGGUGGA